Bombus pascuorum is the source of this 1512-nucleotide messenger RNA. It is a transcript of the gene asf1, whose product is annotated as histone chaperone asf1. Gene Ontology annotation, cellular component: nucleus. The record is from RefSeq and is a predicted model, not a curated record. Lineage: Eukaryota; Metazoa; Arthropoda; Insecta; Hymenoptera; Apidae. Gene Ontology annotation, biological process: DNA replication-dependent chromatin assembly. The transcript is spliced from 3 exons. The coding region runs from base 226 to 822 and encodes 198 amino acids. Gene Ontology annotation, molecular function: histone binding.
UCGGUAGUUCCCGAAACACCGGAAACGUUCUUUGGUUCGUUUGCCGCCAAAGCAAGCAGUGUGUUGGGAUGAAAUUGUUUAUACUUUAAUUCGAGAUCCUACGCUUAUCAAGAGAUUAGUUGUCUAAUACAGUACAAAGAACAAAAUCUGGCGAACAGUCCCUUAAACUCGUUAUUGUAAAAUUGUCAGUGUUUUGGUGAAAUUAUUGGUUAAACGAAGUCAACGAUGGCCAAAGUUCAGUUAGCAAAUGUAGCCGUUCUCGAUAAUCCUUCACCGUUCCUCAAUCCAUUUCAGUUCGAAGUUACUUUUGAAUGUAUCGAAGAACUAAAAGAAGAUUUAGAGUGGAAAAUGAUCUAUGUUGGAAGUGCAGAAUCUGAAGAAUUCGACCAGGUUUUAGACACAAUUUAUGUUGGGCCAAUUCCUGAAGGAAGGCAUAUGUUCAUUUUUCAGGCUGAUCCCCCUGAUGUCAGUAGAAUUCCAGUAAAUGAUGCUCUAGGAGUCACAGUUGUUUUGUUAACUUGUUCAUAUAGGGGACAUGAAUUUGUACGUGUUGGUUAUUUUAUAAAUAAUGAGUACACAGACGCAGAACUUAGAGAAAAUCCACCACCACAGCCUCAGUUUGAUAAAGUACAAAGAAAUAUCUUAGGGGAUAAACCACGUGUUACUAGAUUCAAAAUAAACUGGGAUGAUGGAGCAAGUACGGCAACAAACAAUGUACCAGAAGGCAUGGAUGCACAAUCAUUAGAAGAGACAUCACAGGAUGCACCAACAUCUACAUUGGGUUUUACAGAAAAUACACACAAUAGUAUGGAAGUGAUGUGAAUGUCCGUUAACUGCCAAUAAUACAUAAGCUAGCACAGACCAUAAUAUGAUGAAGUAGUACCUGGAAAGAAGAUUCGAACGGUUCAUAUAUUUGGAUACCUCAAAAGAAAAACAUUAUAAGAAAAUGAUAGCCUUUUAUGUGGUACAUGCUAAUUGAUUUUGCUUUACUAAGAAAGCUCAUAUGUUCAAAGAAAAUUGCACAAUAAUAAGAUUAUUUUAACUUUGUAUAGAAAUGAAAUGGUUUAUUGUUGGAUACUUAUAUAUAAUUGUUUGUCUUUUGGAAAAAAGCUUGGAUUACUUACUAUAUAUCAUUGAAAAAAAGUAACUUUAUUGAUCACGAAAAAAUAAAUUUCUAAUAGAGAUUAUAAACGAUACGUUUAUUAAGAAAAACACUAUAUUGAAAUACUUUUUAAUAACAGAAUAUGGAAGAAGAAUAUGCUUCAAACUAACAUCAUGGUCGUUAAUACAAUGAAAAAUAUUCUGGAACUGUUUAAACAUUAAUACUUAAUAAUGGUAAUUUAAAGCUGAUUGUAUGAUGAUAUUCUAGAAAUGUUUGGAAUUUUUGUGUUUAAUACUUUAAGUAUUAUGGCUUAUUAUAUCAUAAAUUAAUAGAAUUAAGGCUGUUCCCAUUUCAUCAGUGUAUAUACAUAUAUACUAAAAUGAGAAAUACACAUUAUGUUUUUUACUUCA